Molecule: messenger RNA, 5905 nt
Organism: Sciurus carolinensis (gray squirrel)
Lineage: Eukaryota; Metazoa; Chordata; Mammalia; Rodentia; Sciuridae
Gene: Nes
Product: nestin
Exons: 4
Coding region: 114-5411 (1765 amino acids)
Biological process (GO): positive regulation of intermediate filament depolymerization
Cellular component (GO): intermediate filament
Molecular function (GO): CCR5 chemokine receptor binding; intermediate filament binding
Source: RefSeq, a predicted model, not a curated record
GCCCCGCCUUGUCAUUGUCCCCCUAAGUUUCUUUCUUCCUAAAAGCUCUGAGAGCCGCUCCCUUCUCCCUUGUGCCCCGCGUCCGUCCACCUAAAGUGGUUCGGGCUAGCAGGAUGGAGGGCUGCAUGGGGGAGGAAUCUUUUCAGAUGUGGGAGCUCAACCGACGCCUGGAGGCCUACCUGGCCCGGGUCAAGGCGCUAGAGGAGCAGAAUGAGCUGCUUAGCGCAGAGCUUGGGGGUCUCCGGGCACAAUCCGGGGAUACCUCCUGGCGGGCCCGAGCCGAAGACGAGUUGGCUGCCCUGCGGGCCCUCGUCGACCAACGCUGGCGGGAGAAGCACGCGGCCGAGGUGGAGCGCGACAACCUGGCAGAAGAGCUGGAGGGCGUGGCGGGCCGAUGCCAGCAGCUUCGGCUGGCACGGGAGCGGACCGCCGAGGAGGCAGCCCGCAGCCGGCGAGCGGUCGAGGCUGAAAAAUGCGCCCGGGGCUGGCUGAGCACCCAGGCAGCGGAGUUGGAGCGCGAGCUAGAGGCUCUGCGCGCGGCGCACGACGAGGAACGCGCCAGCCUGAACGCUCAGGCUGCCUGUGCCCCCCGGGUCCCCGCUCGGCCCCGCGGGCCCUCGGCACCGGCCCCCGAGGUGGAGGAGCUGGCCAGGCGGCUGGGUGAGGCGUGGCGCGGGGCAGUGCGCGGCUACCAGGAGCGCGUGGCGCACCUGGAGACAUCCCUGGGCCAGGCCCGUGAGCGGCUGGGCAGAGCUGUGCAGGGUGCUCGGGAGGGUCGCCUGGAGCUGCAGCAGCUCCAGACAGAGCGCAGCGGCCUCCAGGAGCGCAGGGAAGCGUUGGAACAGAGGUUGGAGGGCCGCUGGCAGGAAAGACUGCGGGCGACUGAAAAGUUCCAGCUGGCUGUGGAGGCCCUGGAGCAGGAGAAGCAGGGCCUCCAGAGCCAGAUCGCCCAGGUCCUGGAGGGUCGACAGCAGCUGGCACACCUCAAGAUGUCCCUCAGCCUGGAGGUGGCCACAUACAGGACCCUCCUGGAGGCUGAGAACUCCCGGCUGCAGACACCUGGUGGCAGUUCCAAAGUUUCCCUCAGCUUCCAGGACCCCAAGCUGGAGCUGCAUUUCCCUGGGACCCCAGAGGGCCGGCGUCUGGGACCUCUGCUCCCUGUUCUUAGCCCAACUCCCCUCCCCUCCCCUUUGCCUAAUACUCUUGAGACCCCUGUACCAGCCUUUCUGAAGAGCCAGGAAUUCCUCCAGGCCCGUACCCCCACCUUAGCCAGCACCCCCAUCCCACCCACACCUCAGGCUUCCUGUCCUGCUAUGAAUGUAGCGGCCAGAGCCCAAGAUGCUCCUAUCUCCCAGCUCCAGCCACAGGGUGGGAGCCAACAGGCUCCAGAGACUGUGUGGGCUGAAGCCAAGGUGGCUGUCCCUGCCAGCAUCCUCCCAGGACCAGAGGAACCUGGGGGCAAGCAGCGAGAGGCCAGUACUAGCUCAUCCACUGAACAUCAGCCCUCUUUGGCCCCACCCCUUGGUCUUGAUCCCAGUUUAGAGGCUAAAGAUGGAGAACCUAGUGCAUCUAUAGUAUCCAGCAUAUUCCAGGAAGAAAGUGAAGGGCAAAUAUGGGGGCUAGUAGAGAAAGAAACAGCUGUAGAGGUUGAAGUGGUGAGAAACUUGCCGCAGAAAACAUGUCAAGAAGGAGACCUGGACAUGAAAGAAAUUCAGAACUCUCAGGAUCCUGUGGACAAAGAAACCCCGAAGGCUCUGGGAGUUGAUAUUCAAGAGUCACAAAUGUCCUUGGAAAACCAGAACCAUGAGACACUAGAAAAGGAAGAUCAAGAAUCACUGAGAUCUUUAGAAGAAGAGAACUUAGAAACACUAAAAAGUCUAGAAAACAAAAAUCAAGAGCUAUUGAAAUCUUUAGAAAAAAAAGACAUGGAGUUAGAGAGAUCUCUAGAAAAGGAGGCUCCUGAACUACCCAGGCCUAUAGGAAAAGAGGACUCUCAAACAUUGCAAUCCUUAGAAAAGGAGAACCAAGAACUAAGGAUGUCUUUUGAAGGUAAUCUAGAGACAGUUUCAUUUGCAGGAAAAGAAAAUCAAGAAUCAGUGAAGUCUCCAGAAGAGGAAAAAUUAGAAUCAUCAAGAGCUCUCAAAAAGGAGAACCAAAAGCCUCUGAUAUCUGAAGAAGCAGAGGACCAGGAAUCAUGGAGAGCUCCACCGAAAGAGAAUCAGAAGUUCCUGAGGGCUCUUGAAGAUGAGAACCAGGAGACUUGUAGAACUUUAGAAAAAGAGAAUCAGGAGCCAUCAAAGUCUCUAGAGGAAGAGGAUCAGAAGAUUGUGAGGCCUCUAGAAAAAGAAAACCAGGAGCCACUAAGGUCUCUAGAAGAAGAGGAUCAGAAGAUUGUGAGGCCUCUAGAAAAAGAAACUCAUGAGUCCCUGGGGUCUCUAAAAGAAGGGAAUCAGAAGAUUGUGAGACCUCUAGAAAAAGAGAAUCAGGAGCCACUGGGAUCUCUAGAAGAAGACCAGAAGAUUGUGAGGCCUCUAGAGAAAGAGAAUCAGGAAUCACUGAGACCUCUAGAAGAAGAGGGCCAGAAGAUUGUGAUACCUCUUGAAAAAGAGAAUCAGGAGCCACUGGGGUCUCUAGAAGAAGAGGACCAGAAGAUUGUGAAGCCUCUAGAGAAAGAGAAUCAGGAACCACUGAGGCCUCUAGAAGAAGAGGGCCAGAAGAUUGUGAUACCUCUUGAAAAAGAAAUUCAGCAGCCCCAAAGGUCUUUAGAAGAGGACCAGAAGAUUAUAAAGCCUUCAGAAAAAAAAGAGAAUCAGGAGUGUUCCUCUAACGAAGAGGACCAAGAGAAAGAGACUCAACAGCCACCAACAACUCUAGGGGAAGAACAGAUGACUUUGAGAUCUCUAGAAAAGGUGAAUCCAGAGUCACUAAAGUCUUUUGGAAAAGACCAAGAGACAGUUAGUUCUCUUGAAAAAGAGAAUCAAGUGUUAUCUACGUCAUUGAAAGAAGAAAGUGUAGAGGCGGUGAGAUCUUUGGAAACAGAGACUCUAGAACCAAUUGAGUCUUCAGGAGAAAAGAACCUGGAAAUAUUGAAAUCUCUAAAAACUCAAGAGCCACUAUGGUCUCUAGAAGAAAUUAAUAAGGAGACAAUGAAACCUCUAGAAAAGGAAAUUCAAGAACCACUGGUAUCUGUUGUAGAGAAACAAGAGACACUGAGACCCCUAGAAAAGGAGAAUCAAGAACCACUAAGAUCUCUGGGUGAGUGGAACCUAGAGAAUUUGAGAUUUCCAAAAGAGGCAGAGAAGGAAAGUCAAAGGGAUCCUGAAGAGGAAGAGAGAUUGGAGAAGGAAGAGAAUCAAGAGUCACUGAAGUUUCUGGGAGAGGAAGGGCAAGAGCUACCUUGGUCCACAAAUCAGCAGAGGUGGGAGGAUAUAGCUGUGGGGGACCAAGGGCUGAGUCAGGAAACCCACCCUAAGAGGGUUGGAGUGGGAAGUGAGGAUGAGGCAGAGCUGGACUUGAGGGACCAGGAUGGGAAGGAGGAGGCUGUACAGCAUGGAGUGCCACAGCCAAAUAUCACAGGGGAUGCCUGGAACCCAGGGAACCCUGGGCCCAAAGAGCAGAAGGUCCCAGCUGAGGGAGCUAGUGGGAAGGGAGCCACUGAGGACCUCCAGGACCCUGCAGGGCAACCAGAGCAGGUGGGAGCCCUAGGUCUUAGAGCUUCCCAAGGAAUGCCAGAGGUGACAGAGCCCCAGUGGGAAGAUGAGGAUGAGGCCUCAGAGGGUGACCAAGCCUUCCUGGAGGUCACCUUGGGACCAGAGACAGCCAGAGGUGAGUCUGCUGUAGGAGCCAAGCUGGGACUGGAGCAGGAGGUGAUAGGACCAGAGGACCCGGGACACCAGGCUAGAGAGGAGGCCAAGAAGCCACCCCUGGGGGAAGAAUGUUUGGAGGCAAAGAGAACAGAAGUCUUAGAGGCACCUGGAAAGGACCUAGAGGAGGCAGAUGUCCUGGAGGCAGCACUCUCCAAACUGUCUGGGCCAAACAGAGCCUCCCUAGAACCUCCCAAGGACUGGGAGGAGUCAGAGCCUGAGGUCCCCUGGGGAGCAGAGAAGGUGUCCCCUGUUGAGACCUCAGGAAGUGGGACCCCUCAGCCCCAGACUCAGGGCUCAAAGGAAACUGAGGAUGCUCAACCAGUGCUGGGACCCCCCAGCCCCAGGCCCUCUGAACCCUGGUUGCCCACCCCAAUCCUGGAAGAUGCCCCUGGGCCUCAGUCCCAGGCCAAGGGGAGCCUGGAGGCUGACUGGGGUCUGGAAGGUACCGCUGAAGCCCUGAGAAAGGUGGAGGGUGAGCAGGAGGAUUUAGGUCCUGGGGACAUCUCUGAAGGCCCCCAGGAGGAAGGAGAGGAAAGCAGAGAAGAGAGUGAGGCAGAUGAGUUAGGGGAAACCCUUCCUGACUCCACUCCCCUGGGCCUCUACCUCCAAUCCCCUGCCUCCCCCAAGUGGGACGAGGUAGGAGAACAGAGGCCCUCCCCGCAAGGGGAAGCCAGGAAGGAAGAAUGGGAUCCUACUGCCCUGGUCUCCAAGGGCCUUGGGGUCCAACCCUCAGAAGAGGAGGAGGAGGAGGAGGAGGAGCGUGGCCAUGACUCUGACCUGUCAGAGGAAUUUGAGGAUCUGGUGACGGAGGCGACCCUUCUUCCAAGAGACUCUAGGGAGGUGGCAGAACCUCUGGGCCAAGUGCCCCCGAUGCUGAAGCCUGAAGUCUGGGAUGGGGAUGGGGAGUCUGAUGGGUUUGCAGAUGAGGAAGAGAGUGGGGAGGAGGGAGAGGAAGAAGAGGAAGAAGAAGAGGAGGGGAGGGAGCCGGGGGCUCGUCGGUGGGGACCAGGGGCCUCUGUUAGCAGCCUCCAGGCCCUGAGUAGUUCUCAGAGAGGGGACCUCCUGGAGCCUGAGACCGUGGGUGUCAGUGUCCCCUGGGAUGAUGGCUUGAGGGCCUCUGUGACUGCCCUGGAAACUGAGUCCCAGGACAGUGCUGAGCCUUCGGGCUCAGAGGAAGAGUCAGAUUCUGUUCCUUUGGAGAGGGAGGACCAAGUCUCUGGCCCUUUAGAGACUCCCAGAGGGGUAGAAGACAUGGACCCAGGGGCAGGGGAUACUCUCAGUGUCAAUGGUCGGGACCCCAACUUGGAGGAGGAGCCAGAACAUGUGAAUGGAAGGGUGAUGAAUGGGCUGGAGCAGUCCCAGGGUAUGGGGCAGGGGAUAGAGGGGGCCCCUGACAGUGACAGAGGAAUCUCCUUACAGGAAGAAGAGGGGGGUGCCCUGAAGACCCCGUGGGCAGGGGGUCCCCUUCACCUGGGCCCUGGCCAGUUCCUGAAGUUCGCCCCAAGGGAAGGAGAGGGAGACUCCUGGUCCUCAGGGGAAGACUAGAAGCUGUGGCACUAAGGACUUGGUAGUGGGUGGUUGGCCCCAAGCUCCCUCCCUGCUCAGAGGCAGCACCCUUAACCUACUAUCUCUAGGUCUGUGGAUUCUGAGGGAUUAGAUGCCUGACUGGCUAAGGUGAAAUGGGGCGUGUCAGAGGAGCCUGUCUCCAAAAAUGAAGGCUUGGGGAAUAGGCACCUCAGAUCCUGCCAAGGGGUCAUCCCGCAUGCACCAUCUCUAAGGCUUAAGUCCUCUGAAGCUCUCUAUAGCAGGCCCUUUUUCCUCUGCAUCCCAUCAACUGAAGAAGGCCAGGACCCAGAGCUAUCUCCCAAGGGAGGGGCUGCUUGCCAGCCCUGUCCCACCUUGCAGCAGCAGCCUUGCUGUCAUGGGAGGUCUGGCCUGUGGCUAAUGGACAUGAAGAGUGUGCCUGUGUCCUGCCCCCUCCUGCGGGCCGUACUGUGACCCUGUCUGACUCAUCCCCGCUUGAAUAAAAUCAUGCCUUC